Molecule: messenger RNA, 1389 nt
Organism: Psylliodes chrysocephalus
Lineage: Eukaryota; Metazoa; Arthropoda; Insecta; Coleoptera; Chrysomelidae
Source: the annotation of a GenBank genome assembly
AUGGACAAAAAUUCUUUUUUUAUACCACCCUCAGAGGGAAGCAAAUCUACCCCGGAAGACCAUCAAAUGGACACAGACGACUCACCUAACAGUCUAGAAAACACCCUACUAUACCAAAGUGCGGAAAAUUCGCCAUUAAACACCAGUGAAAUUAACCCUGAAAGUGCGAGCAACACCACCGAUAGGGCGGCAUCACAAAACCAAGUUAACAACAUAAAAACCAGUGAAAAUCGCGAAAGUGCGGUAGUUACUAAUAAUAUUAGUGAAACCACCCCUGACACCUUCGUGUCCGCGUAUCAAACGCUACCACUGCCAAGUUCGGUAACGGCACGCGUACUCAAUUUCAGAACUGACAAAAAUACCACCACCUCCAGUGAAGAGGAGAACAUAAAUAAGCCACCACCACCACCACAACCCCUAAGGCCGGGUCUUUUUACACUACCUCCACCUAUUAAGGCAAGCACACCCCUAAACACUCAAGUGUUAUUACCUAAGAGGAAAAACACCUCACCAACCGAAAAAGAUACUGCUGAAAAUGACGGGGAAGACGAAACUGAUCUUUCAGACAACCAAGGGUUUCAAAAACCCCGUAAAUUCAAAAAGUUCAAAACAAACUUCGUAAAGUUAAUUGAACGAAAAGCCACAUCUACUAUACCACUAACUAAUAAAUUCUACUCUCUCAGCGAAAGUGAAAGUGAAAUCGAACAAGACACCGUCAUUGCCCCAAAAACUAAGGGAAAAGCCACCCCAAACCUCCCAAUCAAGGGAAAUUUAUCCAAACAAACUACAAAAAAUAUAGUGACGGCAACAAAAAUAAACAAAAAAGCUACCAUCCCUCCAAUAGUGGUAGAUGGAAGGACGGACAAUCAUGCUACCCUUACAAACAACCUAAAAGCAAUCAUAAAAGGUAAAUACUCAGUGAAAUAUACAAAUGCAACUACAGUUAUAUUCACUGAGGAACUCGAAGAUUAUGAAGCACUACUGGGAAGCAUAAAACAAGCAGAAAUACCACAUCACACAUAUACAAACAAAGCUGAAAAAACACACGCCUUUGUACUCAGGGGAUUAGCAAAUGGCACAGAAAAAGAAGCCAUAGAGGAGGAUUUGAUAGCCUCUUAUGAAAUAAAACCCAAAGAGAUUUUUAAAAUGACAACGAAACAUAGGCCACUAUUUUUAGUGGUCACCGAUCCGGCCAUAACUCUCGACUACCUUAACAAGAAUGUUAGGCCUUUUGAACGUCCACUGCUAGACAUAAAGACCUCCGUCAAUGAUUUACGCGACGAACGGUCUGCGUUUGCAUUCAUCGAAGGCGCGCGAUCCUGCAGAUCGUCGGUUCAUCGUGAAGAAAAAAUAGUUAUCAAAAAAGAAUUAGAAGUAAGACGGAAUUAG